This is a messenger RNA of Sciurus carolinensis (gray squirrel), 6326 nucleotides long. RefSeq names its product 3-hydroxyacyl-CoA dehydratase 4 (gene Hacd4). The record is from RefSeq and is a predicted model, not a curated record. NCBI's taxonomy places the organism in Eukaryota, Metazoa, Chordata, Mammalia, Rodentia, Sciuridae. Gene Ontology annotation, molecular function: 3-hydroxyacyl-CoA dehydratase activity. Gene Ontology annotation, biological process: fatty acid elongation; very long-chain fatty acid biosynthetic process; sphingolipid biosynthetic process. Bases 94 to 792 code for a protein of 232 amino acids. Gene Ontology annotation, cellular component: endoplasmic reticulum membrane. The transcript has 7 exons.
CCGCCCUUUCCACGUCUGCAACGGGCCGCCCCUCUCGCCUCCCCGCCCAGGCUCCUUCCUGGAUGGCGCUGGAGGUCCUGGUGGCGGAGGCCCAUGGGACCCGUGAUGCUGCCCGCCUGGCUGCAGCCCAGGUAUAGGAAGACUGCCUAUCUUUUCAUCUAUUAUUUAAUCCAGUUCUGUGGCCACUCAUGGAUAUUUACAAAUAUGACAGUCAGAUUCUUUUCAUUUGGAAAAGAUUCAAUGGUUGACACUUUUUAUGCUAUUGGACUUGUCAUGCAACUUUGCCAAUCCAUUUCUCUCCUGGAGUUGCUGCACAUAUAUGUUGGCAUUGAAUCAAACCCUCUUUUCCCAAGGUUUUUGCAGCUUACAGAGAGAAUAGUCAUUCUUUUUGUGGUGAUCACCAGUCAAGAGGAAAUCCAAGAGAAAUAUGUGGUGUGUGUUUUAUUCAUCUUUUGGAAUCUGUUGGAUAUGGCUAGGUAUACUUACAGCAUGUUAUCAGUCAUAGGAACUUCCUAUGCUGUCUUGACAUGGCUCAGUCAAACACUGUGGAUGCCAAUCUAUCCUUUGUGUGUUCUUGCUGAAGCAUUUGCCAUCUAUCAGUCGCUGCCUUAUUUUGAAUCGUUCGGCACUUACUCCACCAAGCUGCCUUUUGACUUAUCCAUCUAUUUCCCUUAUGUGCUAAGGCUGUAUCUCAUGAUGCUCUUUAUAGGUAUGUAUUUUACCUACAGUCAUCUUUACUCAGAAAGAAGAGAUGUCCUUAGAGUCUUUUCCAUUAAGAAGAAGAAGAUAUGAAGGACAGCAUUCCAGUGUGACCUGAGAAGAGACAGGCUCAUGGACUUACUGCAACGAGUACAACCCAGGAAAACACCCAGUACUUGACAAAAACCCAUGACAUAACGUGAUUACACACCCCCAAAACUCUACACACAACAGCAGUCUGUUUAUCACUCACUGGAUUUCCAAAACAUGUACUCUGCAUACCCUAUUUCCUCAAAACUGUAGUUUUUAUACAAGUUACAUUUAUAUUAGGUGAAGUCUGAUUAUUUUACUGUAGGGUUGAUGAGAAAUAGGAGAUUAACUGGAGAUAAGUCCAAUUAAAUUGAGAAACCAAACUUGACAACCUAAAUUACAUUUAUUCCUUCUCACUUCUGAUUCCCAAAUAGCAGAUCUGUAGGAGGAAAGCACUCUAAAAUAUACUCUGUAGUUGUCUAGAAUAACAUACUUUAUGGACAAAUGUCUUUGUCCCCAGAGCUAAUAAUUCAAUACCCACCAGAUUAUUAGAUACACUUAGAAAAUUAAACAUCUUUCCAAGACCUAUGUUAGUCAUCUCAAGCUGCUAUAGCAAAGUCUCAUAAACUGGGUGGUUUUUAACAAAUGUUUUUCUCAUAGUUUAGAAGUCCAAGAUCAAGGUGCCAGUCAAUUCUGUUCCUUGUGAGGACUUCUUGGUUUAUAGAUAGAUGCCUUUAUACAAGACAGAUCAACUGUCUCGCAUCUCCUCUUAUAAGGGCACUAAUCCUAUUCAGGAGUGCUCCACCCUCAUCAAAGAACUGCUUCCCCAAGGCUCCACAUCCAGAUACUGUUGCAUUGAGGGUUAGGGCUUAAUUCAGGAAUUGGGGAAACAGAUUCCAUCUAUAGCAUUUUGCACCUGCCUUCACAACAUUUAUGUCCUCAUAAGCAAAAUUAUUCCUUCUAUCCCAAUAGACCCCAAUAACCUAACUCAUUCCUGCAAAGGCUAAAGUUUUAUCUAAGUAUCUAAAUGAGAGGAAAGUAAGAAGAUAUAAUUCAUCCUGAGGCAAUUUUUUUUUUCAAAUAAAUUACAUGCUUCCAAAAUGUAAUGGUAGGAUGGUCAUAAUAUAGACAUCCCCAUUUCAAAAGGGAGACACCAGUGGGAAGAAAGUAGCAUCCAGUCCCCAGUAGGUUCAAACCCUAGCAAGGCAAACUCCAUGUAAUCUGAAGGUUCAGGAAUGAUCUUUGGCUUCCUACUUUGCCUUCGGACCCACUGAGGCAGAUAUCUUAUCCCCAAGUCUCUGUUGGGGAAGGUCAGGUCCCCAUAUCUUUGGAUGGCUUCAGUCCUGUGGCUUGGCCUGUUCAAACCCUUUCUGAACCUAAGGAGACAAAUCUGAUGAUUUUUUAAAUCACCUUAAAGGUCGUUCUUUCCUGGUCUACAUUCACAGCUGAUGAACUCCAUGGUCUCCUGUAAAAUCCAAGUCAUCCAACAACCAGCCUUCCCUUCAUCCCAUCUCCAUUCCCUUCAGUUCAAACUAGCAGUGCUGGUGACUGAUUACGGCUAUAGAUCACACCCACAUUAAACUACUGAAUGGUCUCUACCACACCCUCAGUGUUCUCUUUAGAACAUAUUAUUUUUUGUAAUGUGGAUGGGCUCUGAAGUUUCAAAAUCUUUAAAUGUUGCUUCCUUUUUGGUUAAUAAUUCUGCCUUCAAUGAAUUUCUUUCAUUUUAAUACAGGAAGUCAGAAGGAAAACCAAGUCACUUCAACAGUUUGCUUAGAGAGCUCCUCACCUAAAUAUCCACUCCAUUGCCCACCGGUCUCACCUUCCACAAAACACUAGAACAUGGACACAAUUCAACCAAGUUCUUUGCCACUUUACAACAAAGAUCCCGUUUCUUCCAGCUUCCAAUAACAUGUUCCUCAUUUCCAUCUAACACCUCAUCCAAAAUGGUAUCUACCAUCCUUCUUUCUGUCAGUGUUCUCUUCAUGAUAAUUUAUGUAUUCUCCAAGAUUGCACUUUCUUUCCAGAUUUCUUCUAUUUUCACUUAGCCCUCAUCCAAAUCACCUGUGUCCAUUCCUAAAAGGUAUUACUAACUUUUCCUAUCAUGCACCUUGAAACUCUUUUAGCCUCUAUCCAUUACUUAAUUUCAAAGAUGCUUCUACAAUUUUAUAUGUUUGGUAUAGCAGCACCUGCUUCUUGGUAUAUAUUAGUCAGUUUUGCCUGCUGUAACAAAUUAUUGUAAACUGGGUGAUCAAGACAAUAGAACUAGGUUUCUCACAAUUCUGGAGGCUAAGAAGUUCAAUACCAAGGUGCCAUCUCAUUCAGUUCCUGGUGAGCUUCCAAGGUAACAACUGGUUGUUCUUUGGAGUUUGCAGAUGGAUGACUUCCUGCUGUAUCUCCAUGAGGUGGAGAAGGCAAGCAUCUCUCCCACGUCUCUCGUAAGCUGACUCAUCCCAUUCAUGAGAGCUCCACUCCCAUACCUACUUACUUCUAACAUGCCUCACCUCCAAAUACUAUCAUUCCAAUUAACUUCAAAAACGGUUAUUAAUGGCCUCUUAGUUACCAUGGAGCCAUUACAUUACAAAUAAAACAGACUAUUUUAGGUACUUGCAUGGAUCCCAACAUCUGUUCCAAAUAUACACUUUUUAAAUCAAGAGUCAGAAUGUUUGGAUACUUUUGAGAAACAUAACAUGGCUUUGACCCCACACAUUAAUUUGUUAGUAUAUCCCUGCAUGCUCUUUCUCUUGGCAACUUGUGUUUUCAAAAACUAACAGAAGAUGACUUGUAAGUUAAAUUUCCUUUUGUAUAUAGUUAGGAACAUCUGGUCUAAAAAAGCAGAGACUUCUGGUUUCUAGAGAGCAAACCAAAAUAUCUUGAGGGAAAAUUUAAUUCUUACCUGAGGUCAUAUAGGUAAUGAAGAGGAAGGGUCUUAUUAUUUCAGUGACCUGUAUCUUAGAAAGUUUAUAUUUUCAAAUUUAUAAUCUUUAGAGGCUCCCAUGAAUAAGAAAAUUCCAUGAAUUGUCUAUCCAAAUCUGCUCAAGACAAAAAAAGGGAGCUGGGGAAGAAAAGAGUGAGAGAUCUUAUUUUUUCCCUUCUGUACUCCUGUUUUCUUGUCAAGGUCAGGAGCAGGGAGGGAUGAGAUUUGAAAAGGAACUGAGCUGAAAUGAGAAGAGCAAUCAGAGUUUAGAAGUCUAGAUCAAUUCUUCCUCCAUUUUCAUGGCAUUAGCAGCCUCUGGCUGCCAGUUCAAAGGUAAAAAGUUCUUCAUUGUCCACUUCCUCUUCACUAUUCUUCCCUGCCAUCUAUAUUUGCAAUAUGAUCCAGAAAUCUAAAAUCCCACCCCUUUGUACCACAACUCCAAACUUUCCACUUCCAGAGGUCUGGCAGUAUAAGGCAGGGUUGUUUCUUCUGAGUGCACCAAUCUACAUUAAGCAUGAACAAGAUUUAAUCUUUGAUGGGAGUUUGCAUCUUGAAGUGGAAGCUGAUGAGCCUGAUGCAGCUGAAACAGUUUUGGAUCUUAGGUUCUAGGAACUUGGCUAGCAGUGAGACUUUCUCACCUCGUGGAUGUCUUUACUGCAUUUUAAAAUAGAAAACAAUACCUCCUUAUGGUACUGCUGCAAGAGUGAAAUAAACCAAUACAAGUGUACUCACAGUCUGGCACCUAACAGUAAAUGCUAGAUAAAUUUCAACCUGUAACGGUAGUAUGAAAAAGUAUAUGUGGGUGGGAAGGAGAGAAGCUGGCUCCCAAUGUAAAUUUUCUAUCUUCUUGUCUCUUCAAAUUUAUUUCCCUCUAGCCCGACCCCUAAGGAAAUAAUAGAUUUGGUAAACAAAACUAGUAGGGCUAUCUUCAACGUAGGUGGCAGGUACACUUGGUGACAACAUGAAAGUACAAGCCACAUGGAGUGCUGUGGAGCCCCAGGUGCUGUGCUAUGCCAUGGUAUGACAGCCACAAAGGCACAUUAUUUCAGGGGCAUACUUUUUCUUCUCAGUGAUCUCAUAGAUGUUUUGAUGUGUUUAGGAUUGCCUAGAGACAGAACCCUGAUUAAUGAUUGUGUGAAGGAAGGAUAGGUAGCAAACAACAAGCCAUUGAGUAAAAUGCAAUCAUUGAGUAUAUUGUCACAAACCUUCAUUUCCUUUAGACUACUAGUCACCCUAAGAACUCUACUUCUAAAAGGGUAUGAAUCUACAUCAUCUAGAACCAUAGAAACGAAACGAUGUACCCCAUUUGUGUACAAUAAAUCAAAAUCAGUCUGUAAUCAAUCAAUCAAUAAGAAGAAUUUUAAAAAAUUGUAAGAAAAGAUUAGAGGAGAUAUUUGCCAUUUUUUGCCUACCCAGCAUCCUGGAAAAAUCCAGGUUAGACAGUUUGGGUGGGCUGUCUCUUCUCUCUGUGGAGGGAUCUUAGGUGUGGACAUAUGACUUAGAUUUGGUCAAUGAGAGUGCCCUUCCUCCCAGGUCCCAGAUACUUGUUCAGAGACUCGCAUGUAACUCAAAAUGAAGCAGCUUCUCCUCAUGUUGUUUCUGCCACACCUGUGGGCAAAGACACCUUUCCUUGCCUUUGAGGUUGCUGGCAGCCACCUUGCCAGAGAUGUGGAAGGAUCCCAAGAAGAACAAAGUCUAAUGGCACCAUUUGAUUCACUGAGUGUAACUGCUUCUCAUCAGAUCUAAAAUUUCUUGGUUUGUGAACUAAUAUUCACCCUUUUGGCUGAAGCUAUUUUGAACUAGAUAAUUUCUGUAUGCAUUCAAGGGAACGAAGCAUAAGGAAAUGUAGCCAUCACUGCUAAUGAAUCUGAUUUAGUUAAUAUUCAGUGUCAAGCUUAUUAUUUAAAUGUGUAUAGCAGUUCCAAAAUAUUUUAUCAAUAGUAAUAAAACUUGUCUAAGUCAAUGAAUAUCUUCUUAGAUUUCAUGGAAAACAGAUCAUAACACUACUAUCACCACUAUAGUUUGCUUUGACUGACAACCUUCCCCUAUGUCUUAAGACAAAUAAAAGUCACAUGCACAAAGUUCACAAGAAUAUUUUACUAGAAUUGAGGGGAUAGAAGAAGGUAAAGUCAAGUUGUCACAAAGAAAAUCUUCACAUUGAAAUCCAGUCAAAUAAAGAAAACUCAUGUUCCUGUUUCAGUCUCGUCUGGGUAACAAAGUGAUGUACCCCUCCUCCUGGCAAUGAAUGUGUCAGGCUUCAGUUAUGUGGCCACUGUUUCACGACCCUUAACAUCAAGGAUCAAUGUCUCACCAAUCCCAGACAUGAAUUCUUAAUUCCUUCCAUUUCUAUGAUUUGUCUCAUCCAGCUGAGAAUGCUUCUGGUUGCUGCAAAACUGUUCACCAGCCAUAAGCUCUGGUCCAUACAGCUUUCUUUUUAAACUCUGGGAGGACUCUCAAGGACAGCAGGGUAGCUAAAAGGAAAUAACAAAAUAAACCAGUAUUUGGUGGAGCUGCAUUUGAAAAGGUCAUUUUGAUCAAAAAGGUAUCAGAACAGACCUUGGCUUUUUCUCACUGGGUUAAUUUUCAAGACUAAGAAUUCCCAUCAAGACCUGGCAAAACGUUAACGGUGGAAAAUGAUUUUAAGAUCGGGGGAAAAGUCAUUUUUGUUUGCUUUUGUUUU